This is a messenger RNA of Neogale vison (American mink), 10759 nucleotides long. RefSeq names its product RAN binding protein 2 (gene RANBP2). Gene Ontology annotation, molecular function: protein binding; GTPase activator activity; peptidyl-prolyl cis-trans isomerase activity. The record is from RefSeq and is a predicted model, not a curated record. Bases 102 to 9836 code for a protein of 3244 amino acids. Gene Ontology annotation, biological process: NLS-bearing protein import into nucleus; protein folding; protein peptidyl-prolyl isomerization. Gene Ontology annotation, cellular component: cytoplasm; nuclear pore. The transcript is spliced from 30 exons. Lineage: Eukaryota; Metazoa; Chordata; Mammalia; Carnivora; Mustelidae.
CGCUGCGUCACGGGCUUUCAGGCGCUUCGCUCUUGGAGACGGCGACGGCUGUGGGCCUCGGCUCUGGCCUCCCGCGCCCUGGGAGUCAGGUCGGUGGCGCGAUGAGGCGCAGCAAGGCCGACGUGGAGCGGUACAUCGCCUCGGUGCAGGGUUCCGUCCCAUCGCCCCGAGAGAAGUCAAUGAAAGGAUUCUAUUUUGCAAAGCUGUACUAUGAAGUUAAAGAAUAUGAUCUUGCUAAAAAAUAUAUAACUGCAUAUAUUAAUGUGCAAGAAAGAGAUCCCAAAGCUCACAGAUUUCUUGGUCUUCUUCAUGAAGUGGAGGAAAAUAUAGACAAAGCUGUUGAAUGUUACAAGCGUUCAGUGGAAUUAAACCCAACACAAAAAGAUCUUGUUUUGAAGAUUGCAGAGUUGCUUUGCAAAAAUGAUGUUACUGAUGGAAGAGCAAAAUACUGGGUUGAAAGAGCAGCCAAACUUUUCCCAGGAAGUCCUGCAAUUUAUAAACUAAAGGAACAGCUUUUAGAUUGCAAAGGUGAAGAUGGAUGGAAUAAACUUUUUGACUUGAUUCAGUCAGAACUUUAUGCAAGACCUGAUGAUGUCUAUGUGAACAUCCGACUAGUAGAACUGUAUCGCUCAAAUAAAAGAUUGAAGGAUGCUGUGGGCCACUGCCAUGAGGCAGAGAAAAACAUAGCUCUGCGUUCAAGUUUAGAAUGGAAUUCAUGUGUUGUACAGACCCUUAAGGAAUAUCUGGAAUCUUUACAGUGUUUGGAGUCUGAUAAAAGUAACUGGCAAACUACUAAUAAAGAUUUACUUCUGGCCUAUGCUAACCUUAUGCAUCUUACGCUCUCCACUAGAGAUGUGCAAGAAAGUAGAGAAUUAUUGGAAAGUUUUGAUAGUGCUCUUCAGUCUGUGAAAUCUUGUGUGGGUGGAAAUGAUGAACUCUCAACUACCUUCUUAGAAGUAAAAGGACAUUUCUACAUGCAUGCUGGUUCUCUGCUUCUGAAGAUGGGUCAGCAUAGUGAAGUGCAAUGGCGAGCUGUCUCUGAGCUGGCUACAUUGUGCUAUCUCAUAGCAUUUCAGGUUCCAAGACCAAAGAUUAAGUUAAUAAAAGGAGAAGUUGGACAAAAUCUGGUGGAAAUGAUGGCCUGCGAUCGUCUAAGCCAAUCAGGACACAUGCUGCUAAACUUAAGUCGUGACAAGCAAGAUUUUUUAAAAGAGGUUGUAGAAUCCUUUGCCAAUAAAAGUGGGCAGUCUGCGUUGUAUGAUGCUCUGUUUUCUAGUCAGUCACCUAAGGAUAGAUCUUUUCUUGGUAAUGAUGAUAUUGGAAACAUUGAUGUACAAGUGCCAGAGCCUGAUGAUUUGGCUAGAUAUGAUGUUGGUGCCAUUCGAGCACAUAAUGGUAGUCUUCAGCACCUUACCUGGCUUGGCUUACAAUGGAAUUCCUUGUCUGCCUUACCUGCAGUUCGGAAAUGGCUAAAGCAGCUGUUUCGUCAUUUGCCCCAGGAGACCUCAAGACUUGAAACAAAUGCACCUGAGUCAAUAUGUAUUUUAGAUCUUGAAGUAUUUCUACUUGGAGUAAUAUAUACCAGCCACUUACAAUUAAAGGAGAAGUGCAGUUCUCACUGUAGCUUCUAUCAGCCACUAUGCUUGCCACUUCCUGUUUGUAAACAGCUUUGUACAGAAAGACAAAAAUCUUGGUGGGAUGCAGUUUGUAAUCUAAUUCACAGAAAAACAAUACCCGGAACCACAGCAAAAUUGCGACUUCUAGUUCAGCAUGACAUAAACACACUAAGGGGCCAGGAAAAGCAUGGCCUUCAGCCUGCCCUGCUCGUGCACUGGGCAAAAUGCCUUCAGAAAACGGGCAGCGGUCUUAAUUCUUUUUAUGAUCAACGGGAAUACAUAGGCAGAAGUGUUCAUUAUUGGAAAAAAGUUUUGCCAAUGUUGAAGACAAUCAAAAAGAAGAGCAGUAUUCCUGAGCCUACGGACCCUCUGUUUAAACAUUUUCAUAGUGCAGACAUUCAGGCAUCUGAAGUUGGUGAAUAUGAGGAAGAAGCACACAUAACAUUUGCUAUAUUGGAUGUAGUUAAUGGAAAUAUAGAAGAUGCUAUGACUGCUUUUGAAUCUAUAAAAAACGUUGUUUCUUACUGGAAUCUUGCACUGAUUUUUCACAGAAAAGCAGAGGACAUUGAAAAUGAUGCCCUUUCUCCUGAAGAACAAGAAGAGUGCAAAAAUUACCUGAGAAAGGCCAGGGACUACCUAAUAAAAAUUUUAGAUGACAGUGAUUCCAAUCUUUUAGUGGCCAAGAAGUUGCCUGUGCCACUGGAGUCUGUAAAAGAGAUGCUUAACUCGGUCAUGCAGGAACUUGAUGACUAUAGUGAAGGAGGUCCUUUUUAUAAAAAUGGUUCUUUGCGAAAUGCAGACUCAGAAAUAAAACAUUCUACACCAUCUCCCAGCAUAUAUUCUCUAUCACCAAGUAAAAGUUACAAGUAUUCUCCCAAAACACCACCUCGAUGGGCAGAAGAUCAAAAUUCUUUAUUGAAAAUGAUCUGCCAACAAGUAGAGGCCAUUAAGAAAGAAAUGCAGGAGUUGAAACUACAUAGUAGUAACUCAGGGUCCCCUCAUCGUUGGCCUUCAGAGAAUUAUGGACCAGAUUCAGUGCCUGAUGGAUAUCAGGGAUCACAGACUUUUCAUGGGGCUCCACUAACAGUUGCAACUACUGGCCCUUCAGUAUAUUAUAGUCAGUCACCAGCAUAUAAUUCCCAGUAUCUUCUCAGACCAGCAGCUAAUGUUACUCCCACAAAGGGUCCGGUUUAUGGCAUGAAUAGGCUUCCACCUCAACAACAUAUAUAUGCCUAUUCCCAACAGAUGCACACACCACCAGUCCAAAGCUCAUCUGCUUGUAUGUUCUCUCAAGAGAUGUAUGGUCCUCCCUUGCGUUUUGAGUCUCCUGCAACAGGAAUUCUAUCACCCAGGGGUGAUGAUUACUUUAAUUACAAUGUUCAACAGACAAGCACAAAUCCACCUUUGCCAGAGCCAGGUUAUUUCACAAAACCCCCAGUUGCAGCUCAUGCUUCAAGACCUGCAGAAUCUAAGGUUAUUGAAUUUGGAAAAUCUAAUUUUGUUCAGCCUGUGCCAGGUGAAGGAAUAAGACCAUCUUUGACAGCACCUGCACAUACAACACAACCAACUCCUUUUAAAUUUAACUCAAAUUUCAAGUCAAAUGAUGGUGACUUUACCUUUUCUUCACCACAGGUUGUAACACAACCCCCUUCUACAGCUUACAAUAAUAAUGAAAGCCUUUUAGGUCUCUUAACUUCAGAUAAACCUUUGCAAGGAGAUGGCUACAGUGGACCAAAAGCUAGUCAAACCAUUGGACCUCGAAAUACGUUCAGUUUUGGAAGCAAAAAUGUGCCUGGAAUUUCAUUUACUGAAAACAUGGGUCCAAAUCAGCAAAAGAAUUCUGGUUUUCGUCGAAGUGAUGACAUGUUUACUUUCCAUGGUCCAGGGAAAUCAGUAUUUGGAACACCUGCACCAGAGCUGGCCAACAAGAGUCAUGAAACAGAUGGAGGGAGUGCCCAUGGUGAUGAUGAUGAUGAUGGCCCUCACUUUGAGCCUGUGGUACCUCUUCCUGAUAAGAUUGAAGUGAAAACUGGUGAGGAAGAUGAAGAAGAGUUCUUUUGCAAUCGUGCAAAAUUGUUUCGUUUUGAUGCGGAAUCCAAAGAAUGGAAGGAACGUGGAAUUGGUAAUGUAAAAAUCCUCAGGCAUAAAACAUCUGGUAAAAUUCGCCUUCUCAUGAGACGAGAGCAAGUAUUGAAAAUCUGUGCAAAUCAUUACAUCAGUCCGGAUAUGAAACUGACACCAAACGCUGGCUCCGACAGAUCUUUUGUAUGGCAUGCUCUUGAUUACGCUGAUGAGUUGCCCAAACCAGAACAACUGGCUAUUAGAUUCAAAACUCCCGAGGAGGCAGCACUUUUUAAGUGCAAGUUUGAAGAGGCCCAGAACAUUUUAAAAGCCUUAGGAGCAAAUGUAGCCACAACAACAAAUCAGGCUAUGAGAAUUGUAAAAGAAUCCACAAGUCAUGAUAACAAAGAUAUUUGCAAAUCUGAUGCUGGAAACAUGAAUUUUGAAUUUCAGAUUGCAAAGAAAGAAGGGUCUUGGUGGCAUUGUAACAGCUGCUCAUUAAAGAAUGCUGCAACUGCUAAGAAGUGUGUAUCAUGCCAGAAUCUAAACCCAAACAAGAAAGAACUCCUUGGCCCACCAUUAGUUGAAACUGUGUCUGCUCUUACACCUGGCCUAGAAAAUACACCAGAUAGAUUUGCAUCAACGACUCCAAAGAAAGAAGGUCACUGGGAUUGUAGUAUUUGCUUAGUGAGAAACGAACCUACUGUAUCUAGGUGCAUUGCAUGCCAGAAUGCAAAGGCUGCUAACAAGAGUGGAUCUUCAUUUGUUCAGCAAGCUUCAUUUAAAUUUGGCCAGGGAGAUCUUCCUAAGUCUGUUAACAGUGAUUUCAGAUCUGUUUGUUCUACGAAGGAAGGACAGUGGGAUUGCAGUGUAUGCCUCGUACAAAAUGAAGGAAGUUCUACAAAGUGUGCUGCCUGUCAGAAUCCAAGAAAACAGAAUUUAUCUACUUCUUCUGUUUCAGCUCCUGCUUCCUUUAAGUUUGGUACUUCAGAAAUAAGUAAAACCCCAAAGAGUGGAUUUGAGGACAUGUUUGCCAAGAAGGAAGGACAGUGGGAUUGCAGUUGCUGCUCAUUACGAAAUGAAGCAAGUGCUACAGUAUGUGUUGCUUGUCAGAAUCCAGGUAAAUUGAGUCUAUCCACCUCUGUUGUUCCAGCACCUGCCUCUUUUAAGUUUAGUACUUCAGAGACAAGCAAAGCUCCAAAGAGUGGAUUUGAAGGCAUGUUCACCAAGAAGGAAGGACAGUGGGAUUGCAGUAUUUGCUUAGUGCGAAAUGAGGCAAGUGCUACCACCUGUGUUGCUUGCCAGAGUCCAAGUAAACAAAAUCAGCCUACUUCUGCUGUUCUAGUGCCUGCCUCAUCAGAUACAUGCAAGGCUCCAAAGAGUGGAUUUGAAGGCAUGUUCACCAAGAAGGAAGGACAGUGGGAUUGCAGUAUUUGCUUAGUGCGAAAUGAGGCAAGUGCUACCACCUGUGUUGCUUGCCAGAGUCCAAGUAAACAAAAUCAGCCUACUUCUGCUGUUCUAGUGCCUGCCUCAUCAGAUACAUGCAAGGCUCCAAAGAGUGGAUUUGAGGGCAUGUUCACCAAGAAGGAAGGACAGUGGGAUUGCAGUAUUUGCUUAGUGCGAAAUGAGGCAAGUGCUACCACCUGUGUUGCUUGCCAGAAUCCAAGUAAACAAAAUCAGCCUGCUUCUGCUGUUCUAGCUCCUGCCUCGUCAGAUACAUGCAAGCCUCCAAAGGGUGGAUUUGAAGGAAUAUUCACCAAGAAGGAAGGACAGUGGGAUUGUAGCAUUUGCUUUGUCCAAAAUGAGAGUUCUUCCUUAAAAUGUGUGGCUUGUGAUGCCUCUAAACCAACUCAUAAACCUAUUGCAGAAGCUCCUUCCGCUUUCACUUUGGGCUCAAAAACUAAGUUAAAUGACUCUUCUGGAAGUCAAGUUGGAACAGGAUUUAAAAGUAACUUUUCUGAAAAAGGUUUUAAAUUUGGUACUGCAGAACAAGGAUUUAAAUUUGGGCAUGUGGAUCAGGAAAGUACACCUUCAUUUACAUUUCAGGGUUCUUCUAAUACAGAUUCUAAGUCAACAAAAGAAGGAUUUAGUUUUUCUGUCCCUAUGUCUGCUGAUGGAUUUAAAUUUGGCAUUCAGGAGUCUGGAAUUCAAGAGAAGAAAAGUGAAAAGCCCCUUGAAAAUGACACUGGUGUUCAGGCUCAGGAUAUCAGUAGUCAGAAGAAUGGUAGUAGUGUAAUUUUUGGUCAAACUGGUAGCACUUUUACCUUUGCAGAUCUCGCAAAAUCAACUUCAGGAGAAGGAUUUCAGUUUGGCAAAAAAGACCCUAAUUUCAAGGGAUUUUCAGGUGCAGGAGAAAAAUUAUUCUCAUCACAAAGUGGUAAAAUGGCUGAUAAAGCUGACACUUCUGCUGACCUUGAGAAAGAUGAUGAUGCCUAUCGGACCGAGGACAGUGAUGACAUCCAUUUUGAACCAGUAGUUCAGAUGCCUGAAAAAGUAGAACUUGUAACAGGAGAAGAAGAUGAAAAAGUUCUUUAUUCACAGCGGGUAAAAUUAUUUAGGUUUGAUGCUGAGAUAAGUCAGUGGAAAGAAAGGGGUCUGGGGAACUUAAAAAUUCUCAAGAAUGAAGUCAAUGGCAAACUAAGAAUGCUUAUGCGAAGAGAACAGGUACUAAAAGUGUGUGCUAAUCAUUGGAUAACAACUACGAUGAACCUGAAGCCUCUCUCUGGGUCCGAUAGAGCAUGGAUGUGGUUAGCGAGUGAUUUUUCUGAUGGUGAUGCCAAACUAGAGCAGCUGGCAGCAAAAUUUAAAACACCAGAGCUGGCUGAAGAAUUCAAGCAGAAAUUUGAGGAAUGCCAGCGACUUCUAUUAGAUAUACCACUUCAAACUCCUCAUAAACUUGUAGACACUGGCAGAGCUGCUAAAUUAAUCCAGAGAGCAGAGGAAAUGAAGAGUGGAUUAAAAGAUUUCAAAACGUUUUUGACAAAUGAUCAAACAAAAGUCACUGAUGGAGAGAGUGAAUCCUCUGAUGCAGGUGCUGCCAGUGCCUCUGAUACAACCAGCAAGCCAAACCCUGAAAACACAGGGCCCACACUGGAGUGGGACAACUAUGAUUUAAGGGAAGAUGCUUUGGAUGAUAGUGUGAGUAGUAGCUCAGUACAUGCUUCUCCACUGGCAAGUAGUCCUGUGAGAAAAAAUCUCUUUCGCUUUGGUGAGUCAACAACAGGAUUUAACUUCAGUUUUAAGUCUGCUUUGAGUCCAUCUAAGUCUCCUGCCAAAUUGAACCAGAGUGGGACCUCAGUUGGCACUGAUGAAGAAUCUGAUGUUACUCAGGAAGAAGAGAGAGAUGGCCAGUACUUUGAACCUGUUGUACCUUUACCUGAUCUAGUGGAAGUGUCCAGUGGUGAGGAAAAUGAACAAGUUGUUUUUAGUCACAGAGCAAAACUCUAUAGAUAUGAUAAAGAUGUUGGUCAGUGGAAAGAAAGAGGCAUUGGUGAUAUAAAGAUUUUACAGAAUUAUGAUAAUAAGCAAGUUCGAAUAGUGAUGAGAAGGGACCAGGUGUUAAAACUUUGUGCCAAUCACAGAAUAACUCCAGAUAUGACUUUGCAAAAUAUGAAAGGGACAGAACGAGUGUGGGUGUGGACUGCUUGUGAUUUUGCAGAUGGGGAAAGAAAAGUAGAACAUUUAGCUGUCCGUUUUAAACUACAGGAUGUUGCAGAUUCAUUUAAGAAAAUAUUUGAUGAAGCAAAAAUAGCCCAAGAAAAAGAUUCUUUGAUAACACCUCAGGUUUCUCGUUCAGCCACUCCUAGAGAGUCACCAUGUGGCAAAAUUGCUGUUGCUGUAUUAGAAGAAACCACAAGAGAAAGGACAGAUUUAAUUCAGGGUGACGACACAGCAGAUGCAACUUCAGAAGUUGGAGAAGUGUCUAGCACAUCUGAAGCAACAACAAAAGCUGUGGUUUCUCCUCCAAAGUUUGUAUUUGGUUCGGAGUCCGUUAAAAGUAUUUUUAGUAGUGAAAAAUCAAAACCAUUUGCAUUUGGCAACAGUUCAGCCACUGGGUCUUUGUUUGGAUUUAGUUUUAAUGCACCUUUGAAAAAUAGUAGUGAAAUUAGUUCAGUAGUCAAGAGUGGAUCUGAAAGAAAAGUGGAACCUAAUUGCAAAGAGUCGAAGAAUUCAGAUGACAAACAGUCUUCAGAUGGCAAAGUCAGAAAUCUCUUUGCUUUUCCAAAGGAAGAGUCCUCAACUAAUUACACCUUUAAAACACCAGAAAAGGGAUUUAAUUUUAGCCUUUUUAAAUCUAAUCCAAUGGCUUUUUGGACCAGCAUCCCUUCCUCACAGCCUGAGAACGAAGCAAAAGAGAAGGUUAAACCUGAAGAUCCUCCCUCAGAUGAUGAUGUUCUUAUUGUAUAUGAGUUAAUACCCACCCCUGAGCAAAAAGAUCUUGCAAGCAAACUUAAACUUCCUCCAACUUUCUUCUGCUAUAAGAAUAAACCAGAUUAUAUUAGCGAAGAAGAAGAGGAUGAUGAAGAUUUUGAAACAGCUGUCAAGAAACUUAAUGGAAAACUAUAUCUGGAUGACUCAGAAAAAUGUAGACCAUUAGAAGAAAAGCUAACAGAUAAUGAAAAAGAAUGUGUUAUUGUUUGGGAAAAGAAACCAACAGUUGAAGAGAAGGCAAAAGCAGAUACAUUAAAACUUCCACCUACAUUUUUUUGUGGAGUCUGCAGUGAUACUGAUGAAGACAAUGGAAAUGUGGAAGACUUUCAGUCAGAAUUUCAAAAAGUUCAGGACUCUCAAAAAUCCCAGAGUGAAGAAAUAGCUAACACGGCUGACAGUAUGUAUACACGUGGGAGUAAAGUGACUGCACCAUUUUUAUGUAAAUCUGAAGAACCUGGUUUUAUUACCAAAUCUGUUAGUUCACCACCUGUUUCUUCUGGAACUGUGGAUAAACCUGUAGAUUUGUCUGCUAGAAAGGAAAAUGAUGCAGAUUCUACAAGCCAAGUGGAAAGCAAAACAGUUUCAUUUGGAUUUGGAAGUAGCGCAGGACUGUCAUUUGCAGACUUGGCUUCCAGUAAUUCUGGGGAUUUUGCUUUUGGUUCUAAAGAUAAGAAUUUCCAGUGGGCAAAUACUGGAGCAGCUGUGUUUGGAGCACAGUCAACCAGUAAAGUUGGCGAAGAUGAAGAUGGUAGUGAUGAAGAAGUAGUUCACAAUGAAGAUAUCCAUUUUGAACCAAUAGUGUCAUUACCUGAGGUAGAAGUAAAAUCUGGAGAAGAAGAUGAAGAAAUUUUAUUUAAAGAGAGAGCCAAACUCUAUAGAUGGGAUCGAGAGGUCAGUCAGUGGAAAGAGCGUGGUGUAGGAGACAUAAAGAUUCUUUGGCAUACAAUGAAGAAUUACUACCGGAUCCUAAUGAGAAGAGACCAGGUUUUUAAAGUGUGUGCAAACCAUGUCAUCACCAAAACAAUGGAAUUAAAACCCUUGAAUGUUUCGAACAAUGCUUUAGUUUGGACUGCCUCAGAUUAUGCUGAUGGAGAAGCCAAAGUGGAACAGCUUGCAGUAAGGUUUAAAACCAAAGAAAUGGCUGAUUGUUUUAAAAAAAAAUUUGAAGAAUGUCAACAGAAUUUAUUGAAACUCCAAAAAGGACAAGUAUCACUGACAGCAGAGUUAUCGAAGGAGACAAAUCCUGUGGUGUUUUUUGAUGUUUGCGCAGACGAUGAACCUCUAGGACGUAUAACCAUGGAAUUAUUUUCAAACAUUGUUCCUCAGACUGCAGAGAACUUCAGAGCACUCUGCACUGGAGAGAAAGGCUUUGGCUUCAAGAACUCCAUUUUUCACAGAGUAAUUCCAGAUUUUGUUUGCCAAGGGGGAGAUAUCACCAAACAUGAUGGAACAGGAGGACGAUCUAUCUAUGGAGAUAAAUUUGAAGAUGAAAAUUUUGAUGUGAAACAUACUGGUCCUGGCUUACUAUCAAUGGCCAAUCGAGGCCGGGAUACCAAUAAUUCUCAGUUUUUUAUAACACUGAAAAAAGCAGAACAUUUGGACUUUAAGCAUGUAGUAUUUGGGUUUGUUAAGGAUGGCAUGGAUACUGUGAAAAAGAUUGAAUCAUUUGGCUCUCCUAAAGGGUCUGUUAGUCGAAGAAUUAGUAUCACAGAAUGUGGACAGUUAUAAAAUCAUUGUUUUUUCUAGUAAAUUUUACCUGUAUAAACAGUUGAAUUGAAGCUUAGCUGUUGUGACAAUAUGGUAAUAAUUAUGUUCAGCUUUUGAAAAUGGACGUUUCCAAUGUAUAAAUGUACAAUUGCAGCUUAUAGCUGUUGUCACUUUUUAAUGUGUUAUAAUUGACCUUGCAUGGUGUGAAAUAAAAGUUUAAACACUGGUGUAAAUCAGGUGUACUUGUGUUUAUGUACUCCUGACAUAUCUGUAUUAAAAUGGAAUAAUACUAAUCUUGUUAAAAGCAAUAGACCUUCUCAAACUAUUGAAGGAAUAUGAUAUAUGCAAUUUAAUUUUACCUUUUAAGAUACUGAAUUUCCUGCAUGGAUAAAUUUACCAUUUGAAUAAAGGGACCACAACUUGGAUGAUUUUUAUUUUAGAUUUGAAAUAUAUUUGGUAAUUUUAAAUAUUGGUGUGCUCAUUUAUGCAUAGAGACUCACUUAUGAAUGGGUAGAGCCACAGAGGGUAGAGACUUAACCAAAGUGCUCUUCUAUAAUCCUUGCACCUCCUGUAUAGUUAAAUUAACUUUUAAGUAGAGUACCUUCUUUUCUUAAAUGAUAUGUAGUUUCCUGUGCCCUUUCAAAGGUAUUAAAUUAAUUUUUACAUUUUAAACAAGUAUUUCCUUAGUUUUUUUUUAAAUUUUUGUUUUUUUUAACUUCUCUGUCAUCUGUUUCUACUACCUCAAACUGCAGCUUGGUUCUGAUAGAACUUGAAUUUUUCCUUGCAGUUGUUGUGAUAAAGUAUGACUAUUUUAAAAAGGUCUAUACCAUGUUCUUUGGUUAAAGAUUUGCUUUAUACUAGAUUGUUGCAGUACCUUUUUCUGGUGAAUUUUGUAGCAAAAAUAAAGUGACAAUUGUUAACAGCCAUGACAUUUAAAAAACUUA